GCCGCCGCCGCCGCCGCCGCCGGAGGAUUGGAGGAGGAGUUGGGAGUUUAGCUCAGUCGCCGGAGUGAGCGGACGAGGACCAUCCGGUCCUAGCCUCGCCGGGCGGGAGCUGGGAGCUUCCUAGUCGGAGCGCAGUCAGCUCCUCCUCCCCUUGUCCUCCUCGCGUCGGAGGAGCUGCGCGAUGCUGCGUCUCUGACUCCCUCCUCCCCGCCCUGUCACCGAGAGGGAACGAGCGCUAGCCCACUCGCCGAGGAGACUGCCCUGGACUCCCAGCCCCGCCGGCGAAGCCAUGAGCUCCGGCCAGCAGCCGCCGCCUCCGCGGAGGGUCACCAAUGUGGGGUCCCUGCUGCUCACCCCGCAGGAGAACGAGUCCCUCUUCACCUUCCUCGGCAAGAAAUGUGUGACUAUGUCUUCCGCAGUGGUACAGUUGUAUGCAGCAGAUCGGAACUGUAUGUGGUCAAAGAAGUGCAGUGGUGUUGCUUGUCUUGUUAAGGACAAUCCACAGAGAUCUUAUUUUUUAAGAAUAUUUGACAUUAAGGAUGGGAAACUUUUGUGGGAACAAGAACUAUACAAUAACUUUGUAUAUAAUAGUCCUAGAGGAUAUUUUCAUACUUUUGCUGGAGAUACUUGUCAAGUUGCUCUUAAUUUUGCCAAUGAAGAAGAAGCAAAAAAGUUCCGAAAAGCAGUUACAGACCUGUUGAGCCGGCGACAAAGGAAAUCUGAGAAAAGACGAGACCCCCCAAAUGGUCCUAAUCUGCCCAUGGCUACAGUAGACAUAAAAAAUCCAGAAAUUACAACAAAUAGGUUUUAUGGUCCACAAGUCAACAACAUCUCUCAUACCAAAGAAAAGAAGAAGGGAAAAGCUAAAAAGAAGAGAUUAACCAAGGCAGAUAUUGGAACACCAAGCAAUUUCCAACACAUUGGACAUGUUGGGUGGGAUCCAAAUACAGGCUUUGAUCUGAAUAAUCUGGAUCCAGAAUUGAAGAAUCUUUUUGAUAUGUGUGGCAUCUCAGAGGCACAACUUAAAGACAGAGAAACAUCAAAAGUUAUAUAUGACUUUAUUGAGAAAACAGGAGGUGUGGAAGCUGUUAAAAAUGAACUACGAAGGCAAGCACCACCACCUCCACCACCAUCACGAGGAGGUCCACCGCCACCUCCUCCCCCUCCACACAGCUCAGGCCCUCCUCCUCCCCCCGCCAGGGGAAGAGGUGCUCCUCCCCCACCACCUUCAAGAGCACCCACAGCUGCACCUCCACCACCACCGUCCAGGCCAGGAGUGGGUGUCCCCCCACCUCCGCCAAACAGGAUGUACCCUCCUCCACCUCCAGCCCUUCCCUCCUCCGCACCUGCAGGGCCCCCACCACCUCCUCCACCUCUGUCGGUGACAACAGGGUCAGUGGUACCACCUCCGCCACCGCCACCUCCACCUCCACCCGGGCCACCACCUCCCCCUGGCCUCCCUUCUGAUGGGGACCAUCAAGUUCCAACACCUGCCGGAAGCAAAGCAGCUCUUUUAGAUCAAAUAAGAGAGGGUGCUCAACUAAAAAAAGUGGAACAGAAUAGUCGACCUGUGUCCUGCUCUGGGAGAGAUGCACUUUUAGACCAGAUACGACAGGGUAUUCAACUGAAAUCUGUGUCUGAUGGCCAAGAAUCUACACCACCAACACCUGCACCCGCCUCAGGAAUUGUGGGUGCAUUGAUGGAAGUGAUGCAGAAAAGGAGCAAAGCCAUUCAUUCUUCAGAUGAAGAUGAAGAUGAAGAUGAUGAAGAAGAUUUUGAGGAUGAUGACGAAUGGGAAGACUGAUCUAUAUAUUAUAUAUAUAUUUUUAAGGUGAAAUAAUAAACACUACUUUCUGUCUAUGGAUUCUGUAAAAUUAUCAUGUAAAUGUUCUACCAAUUUGCUGUAUAUUUUUGUUGCCUUUUUUGCUUUUUUUUUAUUAAUCUGUGCAAUACCUCAUUUAAUCUGUAAAGGUUUGUCAUAAUACUCUACAAAGCUACUCCCUGUGACUGUGUGCAAGUUUAUACCAGGAUGCUCACUUGAUUUGUGAAUAUAUUUCAUUCCAUCAACAAGGGAGUUUAAAUAUUAUGCGUGAGACUGACAAAAACCUUAAUGUAAUUUAGUUAUAAUGCCAGAAGGAAAACACUAUUUUCAUACCCUACUUUUUCUGUACCUAAAUUUUCUUAUUGAAAUCUACUAUAGCACUACAUUCUUUUUUAAGUGAUGUAAACCUUAGUUUCUUUAGCCCCUUCAUUUUGAAUGCAAUGCUACAUACAUAUGAAUGUUGAAGCUGAUACAUUUGCACACUUCUAUAGACGUUACUACAUUGAUACAAUUUUUCAAAUUUUAGCAAUAUACUCUUCAUAAAAUCACCACAGAGAUACUAAUGAAGAAAAUCGGUAACACACCUCUUCUAGCAAUAUUACCUGUUACUGGUACAGUGGUGGUAUUUGCAGGCUGGAGUCACAAGGAACCCUUACCUGGGCUUCAUUACAGCAAAUGUGGCAGGCUCUUUGAGGCAGAAAUUAUUUAAAGAUAUUUUGACAUUAUUCUGAAAAAUUAUUUAAGUUGGAGGUUUGGGGGUUAUAUUUUUUUGUGAACCACUCCAAUAUUUGUUUUAAAAUGCUACAUAAAUCAGAACAUUAUUUAAAUGGUGUGGAUUACUUUUAUUUUUUAGUUUGUAUGAACCAUAAAAAAUCAAAUUACUGGCAAAAUUAUGCACUGAAAUGCUGAAUUUAUCCUGUACAUUUUUAUUUUGGCAGUUUCUCAAGAUUUUUGUCAGGUGAAUGGUUACAUUUUUUAAAAAAAGAUUCAUGGCCAGAUUUCUUGGAACAUUUAACUGAUUUGAUAGGUAUUGUUUAUUUGUUUAAUAAAGCUUUGCAACCUGCACAUUUGUUAUGCAUACUAAAUAGCGUGUUAAAUUAGGGUCUCCUUGCCUCUGUACAAUACACUAAUCUACCUACAGGUGAUUGUUUCAUAUUUUUAGUGCUAAUUAUCAUGCCUACCUACUUUAAAUUUUAGGUUAAAAAAUCAUCUGAUUUAAAUACGUAUUUUCUCACAUUGAGUCAUAUGCAGAAUGUAGUUCCAAAUGUAUUUCAUUACUAUAGUCACAAUAUCCAACUAAAAAUUAUGCUAUCUAGAAUUGUUCUGACCAAAAUCGAGUAUUGGCUUGAUCUUGACAGGCUGGACCUGCAAGAUGUGGCUUGAAUUGUAACCAGUUUAUCACAUAUUCUCUAGUGAUCAUGCAUCUAGGUAUCAUAAAAAUAAUUUAAAAGGUUUAGUUGCUAAAAGCAGUAAGUGGUGCAGUAAAAUAGUUAAGUUAUUCAAAGAAUGUUACCUUCCUUGCAAGGGUAAUUUAAGCACAUGGGGAAGAUUCUAGACUUUUGUUUGUUGUAAAAACAGUGCCCUUUGCUGCUAGAAACCUUUUCUGCUUUCUCUCAUUUUAAUUGUGGCUUAAAAGUGAGUCUAGUGUGGAUGAGACUGGACAGAUACUAACCAAUAAAAUUAAGAAUUUGUGCAGAUGGUAAAUAGGACAGUAUGAUUAAUACUAUAAAACAUUUUUUAUCUUGACAUUAUAAAAACAUUUUAAGUUUUCUAGAAAUAUCUUUGAGAAUUCCAAUUUAAGAUGUCUCUUAACUUUUGGCUAAUGAAUUAAGGGUUUUCCAGCUAACUUUGGUAAGAUAAAUGUAUUUUAGUUUCUUCUCUGAGCAGAGGAUAUUAAUUCUUUGAGAUGUAAGAUAGAUAUAUAAUUUACCAAGGUAAUUGAGUUUAUUCUUUUUUUUUUUUUUUGGUACCGAGUAUCAAACUCUGGUCCUUGCACUUGCAAGGCAG
Messenger RNA from Fukomys damarensis (Damara mole-rat), 3829 nucleotides. It is a transcript of the gene Wasl, whose product is annotated as WASP like actin nucleation promoting factor. Gene Ontology annotation, cellular component: cytoplasm; endoplasmic reticulum membrane; nucleus. The record is from RefSeq and is a predicted model, not a curated record. Gene Ontology annotation, molecular function: actin binding; microtubule binding. Bases 290 to 1804 code for a protein of 504 amino acids. The transcript is spliced from 11 exons. Gene Ontology annotation, biological process: actin filament organization. Lineage: Eukaryota; Metazoa; Chordata; Mammalia; Rodentia; Bathyergidae.